Messenger RNA from Myzus persicae (green peach aphid), 2204 nucleotides. RefSeq names its product 52 kDa repressor of the inhibitor of the protein kinase-like. The coding region runs from base 348 to 1241 and encodes 297 amino acids. NCBI's taxonomy places the organism in Eukaryota, Metazoa, Arthropoda, Insecta, Hemiptera, Aphididae. Gene Ontology annotation, molecular function: protein dimerization activity. The record is from RefSeq and is a predicted model, not a curated record. The transcript has a single exon.
UGGGGAAAUGUACCUAUCACUUUCAGCGGGAAAGUAUAUAUUACUUAUCAGGGUACAUAUCAAAAAAUAUCAUAAUAUAUAUUAUAUAGCAGUGCCGUAUCCAGGGGGUGGGCUUUUGGGCUUAAGCCCCCCCCCCCGAAAUCUCAGGAAAAAUAUUUUUUUAGUAAUGCGUUAUGCGUAAUGGGUUCAUAUCACAGAACAAUAUCAUAUUAUCGUUCAUGUCAUAGUAAUAAUGUUGACGACCUUUUAGUAUAUUAUUUUGCGAGACUAGAUGGGUAGAACGACACGAGUCAAUUUUAAUUUUGGUUGAAGGUUUUAUUGAAAUAAUUAGUGCAUUGGAAGAACUUAUGUCAAUAGAACAUGAUAAAGCAGUUUUUCCAUUACAUAAAUCUAUGUGUAAUUUUAAUUUUAUUAUAACUAUCUGUAUUUUGGAAAAGGUCCUUGGAAUAACUUAUUUUAUUUCAAAAUAUCUUCAAACAGAAAAUAUUGAUUUAUCCAUUGCAAUAGAAUCUGUAGAAUUGACAAUUCAAAAAUUACAAGAUUUACGGACGGAAGAAACUUUUUUUUCUAUAUUUCAUCGUGCUUGUGAAAUCGCAAAAGAAGUUGGUACAUCACCAACCAUACCAAGAGUAGUCGGGACUCAAAAACAUCGAGAAAAUUAUGCCAUACUCAAUAAUGACCAUGUCUCUUACUACAGACAAUCAUUAUAUUAUCCAUAUUUAGAUGAUAUUUUAGCAUCAUUUAAUGAACGUUUUAAAAUGAACUCUAAUAUUUUUAUUUCUUUAUCUUCUUUAUUACCAAGCAAAAUUGGUAAUUUAUCAUUUAGUGAUAUACAGCCAGCUAUUGAUUUUUAUGAAGAAGAUUUAAGAUCUAAUAACCAAAACAUUCACAUGGACUUAUUAAAAAAUGAAUUUGAAUUUUGGAAGCAAAAAUGGUCUAAUGAAGAAAAUAAUUUACCAAAAAAUGCAUUAGACACAUUAUCAAAAUGCCCCGAAGAUUUAUUCCCACAUAUAAAUAUUUUAUUAAAACUUCUUGCUAUUUGGCCUGUAUCAACGGCAUCGGUUGAAAGAAGUUUUUCUUCUUUAAAAAGAAUCAAGACCUAUUUAAGAAACUCUACCGGUGAGGCAAGAUUAAACGGAUUAGCUCUUAUGAAUAUCCACAGAGACAUACAAAUUGACACAGAUGCUAUUUUAAAUAUGUUUGCGUCUAAAAAGGAAAGGCGUUUAGAUUUUAAAUUGUGACAAUUUAAUAAUGAAUGCAUAAUACAUUAAAAACUAUGUGUAUAUAUUAUAUGUUUUAAAUUAUUUCCUAUUUUCCUAUAAAGUUAAGUAUGUUUAAGCCCCCCCCGAAAACAAAUCCUGGGUACGGCACUGUUAUAUAGUAUACGGGGAUUAGGUAUAAUUUUAAAUGUAUUACAUAUUAUUUUACAUGUAGUAUGCAUGACGAGUGACGACAGUAUUGUGUCCGGCGGCCUGCUUGUCUCUCCUUUUUUCUGUCCGGACUCGGCACAGUUGCACGGAUGUCUAGUCCGAACACGCCCGAAUAAAUGUGAGUGUUUACACAUUUCAAAUGCAAUUAGGGUAUAUUUUUUUCUACGGAGCAUUGGGAAAAGAUGUAUAGUAGAUACAUAUAUAGUAUAGUAUUCUUUAUUUUUCGACUCAUUCUCGAUAGUCACCGCCAUUACGCAACAACUGUGUGUCUAUUCUAUGACCCAUUAUAUCAUUAUUCAAGUCGUUGAAACGAUAACCGACGACGUCACAACGUGAAGAUGGGAUCAUGUGCGUAAAAACAUUGUAAAUAAACCCACAAUAUAUUAUAAUAACGAACGUGGCACGUGCACCAUUAGUGACAUCUGUAUUUGACAUUUGUAGCCUUUAGGUACCUACUAACUAGUCAUUACCUAGCGACUAUACAAUGCGAUACGCAGUAGAAAACAAUAUAAUAGGUACCAUAGUACUACAUACCUAUUACCUAUAUUAUAUUACUAUAUAUUUGCCAACUGUAGAUAAAAACUUAGGUAUUUAUCUAGUCACCUAGGUAUUACCUAUUUCGUUAUUAUCAGAACUGUUAAUUGAAUGCACUAAAAAACUGAACAAGAAUGACGAGAACUUGUACACUGCAAACUGGUAAGAUCAUAAGUACAGUCAAAACUCUUUAUAACGAAUCUGAAGGGACCAAGAGAUUUCUUUCGUUAUAGAGAGUUU